This is a messenger RNA of Entamoeba invadens IP1, 1665 nucleotides long. RefSeq names its product prolyl-tRNA synthetase, putative. The record is from RefSeq and is a predicted model, not a curated record. Bases 1 to 1665 code for a protein of 554 amino acids. Gene Ontology annotation, cellular component: cytoplasm; aminoacyl-tRNA synthetase multienzyme complex. The transcript has a single exon. Gene Ontology annotation, molecular function: proline-tRNA ligase activity; ATP binding. NCBI's taxonomy places the organism in Eukaryota, Evosea, Mastigamoebida, Endamoebidae. Gene Ontology annotation, biological process: prolyl-tRNA aminoacylation.
AUGUCUGCCGAAGAACCUAAAGUCGCCCAACCAGCGCAAGAACAAGCUCAAAAAGCCGAAGCUGCCAAGAAGGAACGCAAGCCAAAGGAGAAGAAAGCUCCAAAAGAGAAAAAAGAAGCGAAACCAAAGGCACCAAAAGCACAAAAAGAGGGAGAGAAGACUGACUUGAGAAAGCGUCUUGACAAAGACAAGGACUUUUCCGAGUGGUAUUCUGAAAUAGUAGUUCGUUCACAACUGAUUGAGUACUACGACAUUUCCGGCUGUUAUAUUUUGAGACCAGCAGCUUAUGGACUUUGGGAGAACAUCCAACAGUUCAUCGACAAGAGAAUUAAAAGAAUGGGUGUUGAGAACACUUACUUCCCAUGUUUUGUCUCACAAGCUGCUUUGAAGAAAGAAGAAGAUGAGUUGAAUGGGUUUACACCAGAAGUUGCUUGGGUCACAAAGUCGGGCAGUUCGGACUUACAAGAACCAAUUGCUUUAAGACCAACUUCGGAGACUGUCAUGUACCCGGCUUUCAAGAAUUGGAUCACUGGACAUCGAGACUUGCCAUUGAAAGUCAACCAAUGGUGUAAUGUCGUCAGAUGGGAGUUCUCCCACCCCUACCCAUUCAUCAGAACAAGAGAAUUCUUGUGGCAAGAAGGACACACUGCUUAUGACAAUCAACCCGACUGUGAAAAGGAGUGCAGACAAAUUUUGGAGUUAUAUGCUUCAGUAUAUGAAGACUUAUUGGCUGUCCCAGUCAUUAGAGGAAAGAAGUCCAAAGGAGAAACAUUCCCGGGCGCUUAUUACAGUUUGACCGUCGAAUGCAUCAUACCAACUAAUGGAAGAUCGGUCCAGGCUGCUACAUCCCACCAUCUUGGCCAAACAUUCUCCAAACUGUUUAACAUUCAAUACGAAGAUGACUCAAAGAAGAAGCAAUUUGUCUUCCAGAACUCUUGGGGGUUGUCCACAAGAUCAAUUGGAGUCACCGUGAUGACUCACGGAGAUAACAAGGGUAUCAUCUUACCACCACGCGCUGCGGGAAAGCAAGUUGUGAUCGUCCCAUUACAUCACAAAGGCUCAAACAACGACGAAAUCGACGCGAAAGCAAACGAAUUGUGUGAAUUACUCUUAGACAAUGAUAUCAGAGCAUUUGCUGAUUGUAAUGACAUGCACAAUCCAGGCUGGAAAUUCACAGAAUACGAGUUAAGAGGUAUUCCAUUGAGAAUAGAACUUGGUCCAAGAGACUUUGCAGGGAAGAAGGUUGUCAUAGUCAGAAGAGAUAACGGCGCCAAAGAAGAAUGCCUUUGGGAGAACUUAGUAGCAACCAUCAAGAAGACGAUCGAUGUUAUGCACAACGACAUGUACCAAAAAGCCUUAAAAACAAGAGACGAGCAUCUUGCCAACAUUUCUACAUGGGAAGAAUUUUUGAAUCAACUUGACAAGAGAAACGCUUGCAUUGCCCCAUGGUGUGAAGACCCAGCUUGUGAAAAGACUAUUAAAGAAAAGUCUGCUGCAGACUCAUUGAAGAGAGCAUCGGACUUGGGAGACAGCGCAAACAUUUUGACUGGUGCCGCCAAGGUGUUGUGUAUCCCAGUUAACCAAGAACCACUGAAGGAAGGAGCUGUUUGUUUCCAAUGUGGAAAGAAAGCCACAUGUUAUGGGUGCUUUGGAAGAUCGUAUUAA